CAUUCAAUGAAGUUUGAAUUUUGGAAAUGGACGGAGUGCUUUUUGUAAAAGUUACUUUCAAAUGUGAGUCGGGGGGGUCUGCUUUCUCCUCACGUUUCUUGGUUCCUGUGCUGUGACGCAUGAGAUUUGUCUACCUUUCAAUCUGGUUCAAAUAAUAAUGCAAAGAUUUCCAUAAAAGUUAAGCAAAAGACACCACACUUUUCUUGGCAUGAGAAACCCAAAUACCUGAACAGAAACGAACUGAACAAUUCAGAGAUUUUGUGAGGGCUACCCGCCUUGGAGAACAAGGUGGGUGUGUGAAGAUUGAAUUGAUGUGUUUAAUUGUGAAUGCUGGUUUCAGUGAUUUGUUGGGAACCUAGAGUUGAGUCAAAAGGCCCAGAAAAUGAUUUGAGUUGAUGCUCAUCUUCUUUGCAGUUUUGGGGAGUUUUUGUAUCUGUGUUUGCAUUGGUUGCAUCUUUUAAGGCCUGUUUACUUGUAUGAUUUGUUGGGAAUUUAGGGUUAAAUCACAAAACCCAGAAAAUAUUUUGGUUUGAUUGUUCCAUUUUCUUUUCAUUUCUGGGGGGUUAUUGGAACUGUCUUUGCAUUGGUUUCUCUAGAACAAUUGCCCCCUUCUGUGUUGUUUGAGAUUCAAUUUUGAUGAGAUGGGGUGCAUGUUAUCAACGCUUAAUGAUUCCAGGGAAAAAAGGAGGAGGUCAAGAAAUGUUGGGGAGAUUGUUGUGUUUGUUCCCGGAUUGAGAACUCCUAAAGCUAUGGACUUCUCUGGACAACUUGGUGAUGGGUUGUCUAGGAGUUUGGUGGAGCGCCUAUCGGCUCUUAGGACUAGAAUUGUGGUGAUGGCUGGCGAAGAAGGAUUGGUGCCUGCAAAAUCAAGAAGAGUAGCCACAAGACAUGGAGGCUCGGCCAUGGCUGAUCUUCAGCAGGCUCUUGAAGAUUACCUCCCAGUUCUGCUGGGACUAGCUCAAAACGCACACCAGCUACAACAUAAAUUGCAAUUUGAUUGGAUAAAUCAGGAAGAUGACACAGAGGAGACGGCCAUGUCAAAUUGUUGGUAUGAGGUACUCUCGGUUUUGCACUUGAUGGCCAUGCUAUCCUUAUUGCAGGCUAACUUAUUGCUUCUUCCCAAAACACCUGCUGAUGGUUACCAGUCAACAGUAUCAGAAGAGAGCAGACGAGCUUCCAUCGAUAUUUUUCUCAAGGCAGCAGGAUAUUUAGAUUUUGCUAUCCAACAUGUUCUCCCUCAGUUCCCACCUGAACUCAGGAAAGAUCUACCAUUGGACCUGGCAGAAGGUGUGUUACGAGCUCUUUGCCUGCAAGCACUCAGUCAGGGUGUAGAUAUUCAACUUGGAAUGGCAAUUGAUAGUGUUAAAGCUACAACAGCAGUAAAGCGAAGGCUCGCAUGUGAGAUGGUAACAUAUUGGCAUCAGGCUCAACAAACCAUUACCAACUUUCCACUAGCAAAUGAAUGGGGGGAAAAGCAUAAGCUUUUUGUCACCUGGAAGUAUAUUGAAUCCAAGGUUGCUGCAUACUAUUAUCAUGGUUUAAUCCUUGAAGAGGGGAACAGUGAAAGAUCUCAUGCAAUGGCUGCAACCGCUCUACAAGCAGCAGAUGAAUUUCUCAGAGAAAGCAAGAAGGCCUGUGAGGCCUUCAAUGAGGCACCUCCUUUAUCAAGAAAUCCACCAGUUUGGGGGACAAUUAAAUACCUCCUAGAGAAGUUCCCCAAAGAUGCUUCAAGCAAGGUAAAAGAGAAGCAAGAUCCAUACAGUCAUGAAAGGAUCAUGCAGAUGGCUCCAGCAUUGCCAGAAUUUGCAUUGUCAUUGAAACCUGAUGAGUAUCGGUUUCCUCCGGUGGACCCAUCGUGGAACAAUGAGUUACAGGGAUCAAACUUGCCUUCAACCAGGUGACAAGGCAUACAGCAACUCAGACACGUCAAGAGAAAAGCCUAGCUGGUUGCCUUCGGCGAUCAGGAGCCAUUUUUUCAUCCUACCCUUAUAGAUAACUAGUCUGGGUAUAUCAGCAGACCGUAUGAAAAAUGCCUCCUAAAAGAAAUCGUUAAAUGUUCAUUUUCUUGGGUC
This is a messenger RNA of Vitis vinifera (wine grape), 2072 nucleotides long. RefSeq lists its product as uncharacterized. NCBI's taxonomy places the organism in Eukaryota, Viridiplantae, Streptophyta, Magnoliopsida, Vitales, Vitaceae. Bases 642 to 1901 code for a protein of 419 amino acids. The record is from RefSeq and is a predicted model, not a curated record. The transcript is spliced from 13 exons.